Molecule: messenger RNA, 1314 nt
Organism: Knipowitschia caucasica
Lineage: Eukaryota; Metazoa; Chordata; Actinopteri; Gobiiformes; Gobiidae
Source: the annotation of a GenBank genome assembly
AUGAAACCGCUAACACCCAUCGGAUCUCCUUCCCCUCUGAGGCUCCUCAACAAGGGGCCGGAGUAUUUGCGGAGACAGAUAGACGGGGGAAGCUACGGGCGUUCCAUCAGCGCUGUGGAGAGGCUGGAGGCAGACAAGGCUAAAUAUGUCAAGAGCCAGCAGGUAAUCAACACCAAACAGGAGCCUGUGUUGAUCCCCUGUGCCACGCCGCCUCCCCGGAGAGCCGGGGUGAGCCCUGGGAACAUAACACCUCACCUCCCCCCUCGCAGAUCCUCCAACGCCGCCUUCUCCACUCUGUCAGACUCUAUCGCCUCCAGGGAUGAAAACGAAAACGAGGACUCCAGAAAGGAAAAUCAACAGACUCUGGUUGACGUCGAUACAAACAAUCGUAGCAAUGUGAAUAACGUUUUGUUGCCUUCGAGUCCGAGAACCCCCGGUCUGGUAGCGCCACAUAGUGCACCGGUGCUUAGACGGAGCACGGGGAAGCGGAUGCUGAGGCCGGACUCGCUCGUCAUCUACAGGCAGAAGAAAGAGUGCAAGAGUCCAACGAGUUCUGGGCCCGGGGAGAACAACAACACCGAGAUAAAGGGUUACAGCUUCGUACGGCGUCUCUUCCAGGGAUCUAUGAGGGAGAGAAGCAGCGGCGGCGACAGUAGAAUUCAAAAAAUGGUGAUUGGUGAAGAGAGGGCGCCGUCGCGGGAUGGGGAUUCCCGAAUGUCCUGGACCAAUGAGAAAGACACUCCAGACAGCGGGUUAGAAAGUAGACGCUCGAGCAGAAUGGACCACGAUCGUUCUCCUGGGACAAUGUCAAGCCCAGGAUUCGGCGCAUUCGAGAAAAGCGAGGUCGUAAAUGAUGCUAAUUUUAGUAACGGAAACAGCUCAAGUCUCCAGGAUGAGAACGAUCCAUGGAAGCGAGCCUCUCCGGUGCAGAGACGGCACGUGGGACAUUUGCGCCGUUCCAAAUCGGACCUGGAGAUCCGCGGCUCGGUGGCGCUGUCGGACCAGGCUGACUUCUUUGCUUUCUGCGGCCUGGAUUUGGACAUGAUCGAGUGUCUGGGGCGGCAGAACUUCCUGUCCGGUGCCAGCUCCAUAGACACGCUGUCGUUGGCCCUGCGGAGCGUGGUGGACGAGGGCCGCGGGGGAUCCGAACCCAGUGAGUUCUCCCGUCACUCUGGAGACGGACUGUUCGAGGAGGAGAUGGUGGAGACGCUUCCCACCGGAGUGUCCAUCAUCGAGAGAAACGCCAGAGUCAUUAAGUGGCUUUAUGGAUGCAAGAACGCAGCUCGCGAAGGGCCUAAAGAGUCGACGGUUUGA